GGAAAAAAACUGAAGUCAGCUGACUCCUCUUCGUGUUUUGAUGAGCAGUUUUUGACAGUUUAGAAACAGUUAUUGAGUCAUUUUAAGAUAUAUUUACAUUUUUGCCAGUAUUAUCUGUUAAUAAGCAGUAAUGUUACGACCAAAGGCGCUGACGCAGGUUCUCAGUCAGGCGAACACAAACGGAGUUCAGAGCACACUGUUACUGAACAAUGAAGGUUCACUUCUGGCUUACUCCGGGUACGGGGACACUGACGCACGAGUAACAGCCGCCAUCGCCAGCAACAUCUGGGCUGCUUACGACAAGAACGGCCACCAAGCCGUUAACGAAGAUAAGCUCAAAUUCAUACUCAUGGACUGUAUGGAGGGACGAGUGGCCAUUACUCGUGUCGCCAACCUGCUGCUGCUGUGCAUGUACGCCAAAGAGACAGUGGGCUUUGGGAUGCUUAAAGCCAAGGCAGAGGCGCUGGUGCAGUACUUAGAGGAACCACUAACUCAAGUGGCAGCGUCAUAGUGGAAAUGUGCCUGAAGCUCCGCCUUCUGUCCGCCUGGAAAACAAGCGUCAUGUGAUCCAGGUCAUUUAUGGACUACUGUAACAUUCUGUGUACAUGCAUAUAUCUGUGUGUGUGUGUGUGUGUGUGUGUGUGUGUGUGCUUGGGUAGGGGUGUGUAUUUAUAAUCAUGGUAUUGAAACAACUAACGUCUGUGGGUUUUUAUAACUAUUUGCGCUCCCUUGUGACGCUUGUGUUCAUCUGUUGGAUCACUCUGAACGUCCUCAUAAUCCGUCAGUAAGAAGUCUGACUGUUCAGCUGAAGAAAUAAUUCCAUAAUCGACUCGUCCCACAGUCGAUUCUUUCAUUUGCAGUUUUAGUUCAAUGCUGCUGAUCGUAGUAAAGCAGAAAAUUUAACAUUUUGAAUCCUAUCUGAGAACUAAAAAUACUCAAACGAAUGUCUGUCUGAUAAAAUGCAGUUAAAACUAUUUGCUAUGUUUUGUUUCAAAGCUGUCAAAUAAAUAAUUUUUGGAUUAA
This is a messenger RNA of Plectropomus leopardus (leopard coralgrouper), 1023 nucleotides long. RefSeq names its product late endosomal/lysosomal adaptor, MAPK and MTOR activator 2 (gene lamtor2). Lineage: Eukaryota; Metazoa; Chordata; Actinopteri; Perciformes; Serranidae. The record is from RefSeq and is a predicted model, not a curated record. Gene Ontology annotation, molecular function: guanyl-nucleotide exchange factor activity; molecular adaptor activity. Gene Ontology annotation, biological process: positive regulation of TOR signaling.